Messenger RNA from Closterium sp. NIES-65, 1017 nucleotides. The record is from the annotation of a GenBank genome assembly. Lineage: Eukaryota; Viridiplantae; Streptophyta; Zygnematophyceae; Desmidiales; Closteriaceae.
AUGGCCAUCGGGGCUCUCUUCAACGCAGCCUUCCCCUCGCCCCCCUUCGACGAAGGCGCUAUUGCCUUCGUGCCGCCCCAAGCCGACUACGCGUGGCGAGUGGUGCUGGCAGCGGGGGCGGUGCCAGCAAAGCUCACCUUCUAUUUUCGAAUGACCAUGCUGGAGACACCGAGGUUUACCACGCUCGUGCAGAGGAAUGCCAAGCAGGCUGCACGGGACAUGGGGCAGAUGUUUCACUCGGCCUUCGAGGAAGCAGAAGUGGAAAUCGAGCUAGCAACAGCCCCUGUGCGAACAUACAGCCUGCUGUCGCGAGAGUUCCUGCACCACCACGGCGUGCACCUGCUGGCCACGGCAGCCUGCUGGUUCCUGGUUGACACGGCCUACUACUCGCAAAACCUCUUGAAUCGGGACCUCUUCACCGCCAUUGGAUGGGUCGCGCCGCCCUACAGCAUGAACGCUCUCACUGAGAUGUACGAGCUCUCGAAAGAUACGGCGACGAGAAAAGAGGGGGGGGCGGUGCACGUGCCCCCGGUGCGCCGCGACAGGCGACGGAGCAUGGCCGGGGCGGGGCCGGGGCAGGGUCGAGGCAGGGCCGAAAGGGGCGGCGACGGGGCCGCAAGGGGCGGCGACGGGGCCGGUGGAGGCGGCGUCGGGGUCGGGAAGGGGCCGCGAGGGGCCUGGAAGGGCGGCGACAGUCCGCUAGGGCCGGCGACGGGGCUGCGAAGGGGCGGCGACGAGGCCGCUGGAGGCGGCGACGGGGCCGAUAGGGGCGGCGACGGGGCCUCGAAGGGGCCGCGAGGGGCCUGGAAGGGCGGCGACGGGCCGCUAGGGGCGGCGACGGGGCCGCGAAGGGGCGGCGACGAGGCCGCGAAGGGGCCGCCAGGGGCCUGGAAGGGUGGCGACGGGCCGCUAGGGACGGCGACGGGGCCGCGAAGGGGCGGCGACGAGGCCGCGAAGGGGCCGCGAGGGGCCUGGAAGGGCGGCGACGGGCCGCUAGGGGCGGCGACGGGGCCGUGA